Molecule: messenger RNA, 1377 nt
Organism: Zophobas morio
Lineage: Eukaryota; Metazoa; Arthropoda; Insecta; Coleoptera; Tenebrionidae
Exons: 2
Coding region: 143-1339 (398 amino acids)
Source: RefSeq, a predicted model, not a curated record
ACAGGAUUAAUAGGAUAGGAGAUGGCAAAGAUAAGACUCCCAUUAAAAUAACGACUCGACGAAAUUCUAAUCAGUGAUAUACUUACGUGUUACCUAAAAAUAUCAUGUGAAGCGAAAAUUGUUUGCAAUUUACUUUACAGAAAUGAAUCAAGUCUGCAUUAGUGAAAAAGAAAUCCAUUCUUGGUUAUCAGCAAUUUUUGACCAAGAAAUUAUAGAAAAUGCCUCAGUUACUAUUCUCGGGAACUCCGAAAAGGGCAAUGGACAAUGUGGUGAAGUAAUUUUUGUAACUAUCACCGACACUCAUAAAAACACAUCAGAUGGAGAAUACAACCUCGCCAUUAAAAGCAGUAAAUCAGACACAGCUUUAAUGGCCCAAACUCCAGCUAUUCGAGACGCAUUUAAAAACGAAAUCUACUUAUAUCAGAAAAUUUUUCCCGCUUUCAGAAAGUUUCAAAUUGACAGAGGAAUCACGAAUCCUUUUAACAGCGUACCAAGAUAUUAUGGCAGUUACAGUGACGACGUUAAAGAUGUUAUCGCUUUAGAAAACUUGAAAAAAAAUGGGUACGUUAUGUGGGACACCUGUACGCCGUUGACGAGAAAGCACAUCGAUUUGGUGGUGGAAGAGUACUCAAAGUUCCAUGCUGUAUCUGUUGCAAUGAAAGAACUUCAACAUGAAGCAUACCAGCAGUUAAAAGACGGAAUAGUUACUGACGCUUUCAAGAAGUUUUUUCGCUCAUAUAGUGCGGUUAUUUAUUUUAAAAACGCCGUUGAGCAGUUGCAUGAUUUAUUGAAGGAUGAUCUUGAUGAAGAUAUUUUGAAGAAGUGGUUAGGUUUUAAAGAGCAGGUGCAUUCUAUUUGUUUCGAUAUGGCCCCGAGUGACGACGACUUAGAAGUUAUAACUCAUGGAGAUUGUUGGAACAAUAAUUUUAUGUACAGAUAUGAGAGUGAUGACGAUGACAAAUCUUCAGUGCGUGAAGUAGCAAUAUUAGAUUGGCAAAUUUCCAGGAUUUCUUCUCCAGUGGCUGAUUUGUCCUACUUUUUAUUUGCCUGCAUUUCAGAAGAAGAUCUCGCCGAGAUUGAUCAUAUUUUGACAAAUUAUUAUGAAUCUUUUUGUGAUUACUUAACUCAGCUUGGUAGCACCUUCAAAGCAAAAUACUCCUUCAACAAGUUUUCAGAGGAGUGGAAAAAGUUUAGUAAAUUGGGUGUAAUGAUGUCAGUUACGCUUCUAAAAAAUUCCUACAUUCGAAGAAAAAAUAUUUCUGAUUUAGUUAAUAAAAAUGAUUACAAAAAUAGGGCAAAAUGUAUUGUCACAUAUGCUGUAAAAUCAGACAUAAUUUGAAAACGUAACGUAAAAACGAAUAAAGUUAUUUUAAAGAA